Molecule: messenger RNA, 1131 nt
Organism: Zygotorulaspora mrakii
Lineage: Eukaryota; Fungi; Ascomycota; Saccharomycetes; Saccharomycetales; Saccharomycetaceae
Gene: ARO2
Product: bifunctional chorismate synthase/riboflavin reductase [NAD(P)H] ARO2
Exons: 1
Coding region: 1-1131 (376 amino acids)
Biological process (GO): chorismate biosynthetic process; aromatic amino acid biosynthetic process
Cellular component (GO): cytosol
Molecular function (GO): FMN binding; chorismate synthase activity
Source: RefSeq, a predicted model, not a curated record
AUGUCUACGUUUGGUUAUAUAUUCCGUGUAACCACCUAUGGUGAGUCGCAUUGUAAAUCUGUCGGCUGUAUUGUGGACGGUGUGCCUCCCGGAAUGACGCUGACCGAGGAGGAUAUCCAACCGCAGCUGACCAGAAGAAGACCUGGGCAGUCAAAGCUUUCGACGCCAAGGAAUGAGAAAGAUAAGGUGGAAAUCCAGUCUGGUGUGGAGUUCAAGAAAACUCUUGGUACGCCGAUUGCGAUGCUGAUCAGGAACGAGGACCAAAGGCCACACGACUACAGCGACAUGGACAAUUUCCCUAGACCCUCGCAUGCGGACUACACGUAUUUGGAGAAGUACAACCUGAAGGCAUCCUCUGGCGGGGGGCGUGCGUCUGCAAGAGAGACCAUCGGGCGUGUUGCCGCGGGCGCAAUAGCUGAAAAGUUUUUGGCACAGGUGUCAAACGUGCAGAUAGUCGGGUUUGUCACCCAGAUUGGGUCUAUCAAGAUGAACAGAGAUCCGUUCGAUCCCAGUUUCCAUCAUCUUUUAAACACUAUCACAAGGGAGAAAGUCGAUUCCGCGGGGCCCAUCAGAUGUCCGGAUCCAAACCUGGCCGGCGGCAUGGUCAAAGAGAUCGAGAAAUACAGAGGCAAUCAAGACUCUAUUGGGGGGGUUGUUACUUGUGUGGUGAGAAACGUGCCAACGGGACUUGGCGAGCCUUGUUUUGACAAGUUGGAAGCGCUGCUCGCCCACGCGAUGUUAUCUAUACCUGCCUCAAAGGGUUUUGAAAUUGGUUCUGGUUUUGAAGGUGUUUCUGUCCCAGGCUCGAAGCAUAACGAUCCAUUUUACUUCGACGAGGAAAAGCAAAAGCUAAGAACAAAGACCAAUCACUCCGGUGGUAUACAAGGUGGUAUCUCCAAUGGAGAAAAUAUCUACUUCUCGGUAGCGUUCAAAUCUGUUGCAACAAUCUCUCAAGAGCAGGAAACUGCUGAUUAUGACGGUAAGCCAGGUGUUUUGGCAGCAAAGGGAAGGCACGAUCCUGCAGUCACGCCAAGGGCUAUCCCAAUCGUUGAGGCAAUGACAGCAUUGGUCUUGGCAGAUGCUUUGCUAAUUCAAAAAUCAAGAGAUUUCGCUAAGAGUGUUACCCACUAG